AUGGCCCCUCAUCCACAACCUGAACCUAUCGCCAUUGUAGGCAGCAGCUGCCGCUUCCCUGGAGGCUCUAGCUCCCCAUCCCGCCUCUGGCAGCUCCUGUCCAACCCGCAGGAUGUCUCGAAAGAGAUCCCAGAGGACCGCUUUGAGCUGCAAGGCUUUUACCACCCCAAGGGCGCCCACCAUGGGACAACCAAUGUCCAGCGCGCCUACACGCUGGACGAGGAUGUGCGCAUCUUCGACGCCGGCUUCUUCAACAUCAGCCCCAAUGAGGCCGACUCCAUGGAUCCGCAACAGCGGCUGCUCAUGGAAGUCGUCUACGAGGCGCUCGAAUCCGGAGGCCAUCCCUUGGAGGAGCUCCGAGGCUCCGACACUGCAGUCUUUGUCGGGACUAUGUCGGUCGAUUAUAACGAUAUCCUCAUUCGGGAUCUAGAGAGCACCCCGACCUAUUUCUCUACUGGUACCUCGCGUGCGAUCCUUGCCAAUCGGAUCUCUUAUUGCUUUGAUUGGCAUGGCCCGUCGAUGACCAUCGACACGGCAUGCUCGUCGAGUAUGGUUGCUUUGCAUCAGAGUGUGAAGGCUUUGCGGGCGGGCGAAGCGCGGGUCGCUGUUGCAGGAGGCACGGAGUUGUUGUUAGGGCCUGAGCAAUUUGUGGGGGAAAGCAAGAUGAACCUUCUCUCGCCAACCGGGCGAUCGCGCAUGUGGGACGCCGAUGCCGACGGCUAUGCACGCGGCGAUGGUGUCGCAGCCGUCAUCUUGAAGCGACUGAGUGAUGCCAUCGCCGAUGGAGACCACAUCGAGAGUAUUAUCCGCGACACCGGGGUCAACCAAGACGGUAAGUCAACCGGGCUGACAGUCCCCAGCUCUGAGGCCCAAGCAGCCCUCAUCCGCAGCACAUAUGCCCGGGCGGGUCUGGACCUCAGCAAUCCCGACGACUGGCCGCAAUUCUUCGAGGCGCAUGGGACCGGAACCAAGGUUGGCGAUCCUCGCGAGGCUGCGGCCAUCAGUGGCUGUUUUGGCAGUCAGCCCAUCCACGGCAAUCCGCUGUAUGUCGGCUCGAUCAAAACGAUCAUCGGCCAUACUGAGGGGACGGCCGGGUUAGCCGGUGUGUUGAAGGCGUCGCUGGCGAUUCAACACGGUGUGAUCCCGCCCAAUAUGUUGCUCAACCGGUUGAAUCCCGAUGUAAAGCAGUACUACACAAAUCUGCAAAUCCCGACCUCCCCGAUACAGUGGCCGGUAUUACCGGCGGGAGUGCCGCGGCGAGCCAGUGUGAAUAGCUUUGGUUUUGGAGGUACAAAUGGCCAUGCAAUCAUUGAGGGAUACGAGCCAAAGGCAAGUAACUUCGAUGAUGAACAGCAGCAGCCAGUAGCACCAGUAACUUCAUUCGUCUUCUCGGCUACGACGGAGGAGAGCUUAGUCGCUCUCCUUCAAUCGUACUCGAACUAUCUAAAGAUCAAUCCGACCAUCGACCUCCACAGCCUCGCCUGGACAUUACAAUCUCGUCGGUCAGCCUUUGCUUACAAGACUGCCGUGGCCGCCUCCACCAUAGAUGGCCUCGUCUCCCGUCUGGAAAGCAAAGUAAAGCAGGCAAAGAGCACACCACCGACUCCAGCCGGCGUGCGCUCGAUGCCAGCGACUCCGCACCUGCUCGGGGUCUUCACUGGCCAGGGAGCACAGUGGCCAACAAUGGGUGCUCACUUGAUCCAAAUCUCCGCUACUGUGCGUGCGAAACUGGAGCAACUGGAUCACUCUCUCGCAACGCUGCCGGAAGCCGACCGUCCCUCCUGGCGGAUUGCGGAUCAGCUCCUGGCUCCAAAGGGGGAAUCUCGCCUCGGCGAGGCGGCCCUCUCCCAGCCCCUGUGCACCGCAGUGCAAGUGGUCCUAGUUGAUCUCUUGCGCAGCGCAGGAAUCACGUUCGACGCGGUGGUGGGCCACUCCUCCGGCGAGAUUGGCGCAGCCUACGCGGCUGGCUUCAUUUCCGCCGCCGACGCCAUUCGUAUCGCCUACUAUCGUGGCGUGCACGCUAAGCUGGCGCAGGGACGGACAGGCCAGAAGGGCGCGAUGCUGGCGGUCGGAACCUCUUGGGAAGACGCUCAGGAAUUGAUUGACCUGCCCGCGUUUGAGGGCAAAAUCCGCAUCGCUGCGCAUAACUCGGCCGCCAGCUUGACGCUCUCCGGGGAUGCUGAUGCCAUUGCGCAUGCCAAACGCGUCUUUGACGAGGAGAAGAAAUUUGCACGGCUUUUGCUAGUGGACACUGCGUAUCACUCACAUCACAUGCUGCCGUGCAGUGGACCGUAUAUUGAGUCCCUGCGGGCGUGUCGGAUUCAGGUGAACAAGGACCGCGAUUCUUCGUGCACCUGGUUCUCGAGUGUGCGGGCCGAUGGCAAGCCUAUGGUGGUGGAAGAAGAGCUGCAGGACGUCUAUUGGAGUGACAAUAUGGUCAACACGGUCUUGUUCGCCGAUGCGGUCAAACGUGCCGCCGCCAACGAGUCUCUCAACCUGGCCAUCGAGGUCGGGCCUCAUCCGGCGCUGAAGGGCCCAGCACAACAGAACAUCUCCGACGUGCGCCCUUCCUCCCCACUUCCGUAUACGGGGCUACUAAACCGAGGGAAUAGCGAUGUCGAAGCGUUCUCUGAUGCUCUGGGCUUUGUGUGGACGUAUCUUGGCCCGGGCACGGUAGACUUUCAGUCCUAUACCCAGCUGGUGACCCCAGCAGCGCCAGCGCCAAAGCUUCUUGCUGGGCUACCUUCUUAUCAGUUCAGCCGCGAUCGCGUCCAUUGGCAUGAGUCUCGUCGAGCGAAGAAGAUGCGCCGCCGCGGUGCCGCCUUCCACGAGCUCCUCGGUGUGCCAUCCCCAGACAACACCGACCAGGACCUCCGCUGGACUAACUUCCUCAAGUCCAGCGAGAUCCCUUGGUUGGAUGGACAUAAGCUCCAAGGACAAACCGUCUUCCCCGCGGCAGGGUAUGUGGCUAUGGCGCUGGAAGCCGGCAAAUGGCUGGCCGGGGAUCGGAGUGUGCAGGUGCUGGAAGUCCGCAACCUGACCAUCGAUCGUGCCAUCACCUUCGACGACGGGGCAGGCUUUGCCGUCGAGACCCUGGUGGCUCUGACUGGAAUCAGCCCGAUGAGCGCAGCAAAGAACAACAGCAGUAGCAGCAGCCAAAUGGCCGACUUCGCGGUCUACGCUUGUCCAAACACAGGGUCGCUGGGUCUGGAGUUGGUCUCAAGUGGCCAAGUGCAUAUUGUCUACGGCGCACCAUCCUUCUCAGUACUCGCCUCCACUCCUCUGGAUGACUCUAACAUGACCGCCAUCGACUGUGAACAGUUUUACUCCACCCUUUCAGGUCUGGGGUAUGGCUACAACGGGCCCUUCCAUACCUUGGCCGAGACGAAACGGCGAUUGGGCCAGGCCUCCGCCACCGUAGCCACGUAUGCGUACUCAGAUGACGAGCGGCCCUUGAUUGUCCAUCCGACCAUGCUGGACGUUGCUUUCCAGGCCUCCUUUCUGGCGCAGACCAGCCCCGGCGACGAGCAGCUGUGGUCCCUCCACGUGCCGACCUCCAUCAAGUGCGUCCGGGUCAACCCCGAGCUGUCGGCCUCGCUGCCCACGGCCUCUGUAGAGUUGCCUCUGUCCGCCGUUUUGCAUGAGCCUGAAUCCAUCUCACUCCACAGCAGCGUGGAUGUCUUCACCGAGAACAAACGCGAGACCUUGCUGCAGGUGGAAGGACUGAUUAUGAAGCCCUUCUCCCCUGCCACGGCCGCCGACGAUCGUCCUAUGUUCUCCACUAUGGAGUAUGGUGUCGCGGUCCCCAAUGCAGCUGUAGCUACUGGGCAUGAGCACCCAACUGACAAGGAGGUCGUGCUGGCGGGGGUUUGCGACCGGGUAGCGUAUUAUUAUUUGCGCGCCUGGGAGGCAAAGGCGGGGGAUGAAAAAGAGAGAUUCCGCCAUCUACUAUCCACCUUUGUGGGCGGACAGCAUUCAUCGAUGACAGAAGCGUGGAGCAGCGAUGAGGAAAAGGAUAUCCAGGCGCUGAUCAGCCAGUAUCCCGAGAGCACCUACUUGCAGCUCCUUGCGACUCUGGGAGACAGCUUCUCGACUGAGACCCUAGCUCAGGCUCUCCUCGACGAAUGCUUCAGUCGCGGUGUAGGGUUUGCUCGCGCGAGCGCUGGCCUGGCACGGACAGUGCAGCAGAUCUCUCACCGGUAUCCACAUGCGAAGAUUGUCGAAAUUGGAGCUGGACGCGGUCAUACCACCGAAACUGUGCUCAGUGCCAUCGGUGAUGCAUUCUCGUCCUAUACAUUUACCGAUACCUCCGAUGACAUAUUCGGCACAGUGGCCGAGACCUUCCAGGCCCACGGCAAGAAGAUCGAUUACAAGGCCUUCAAUCCAGCCAAGGCGCCAUCCGCGCAAGGAUUCACAGAGCAUUCCUAUGAUGUCGCCAUCCUCCCCAACAGCCUCUAUACAAGCUCGUCGCUUCAGACAGCACUGGGAAAUAUCCGGCGUCUGCUGAAGCCCGGCGGCUAUCUCGUUGCGUCAGCGAUCACGCACGAGCCGGUUCGGGUCCAGGCCCUGCUAGCCGGCGUCUCGCUAUCAUCAGAUGGUCCGAGGGCAUCUGUCUCAACCUGGCACAGUGCAUUGCGCAACGCUGGAUUCUCUGGAAUUGACACGAUCAGCGCCGAGGCAGAUCGACGAGUGUGGCCCGUCUCCGUUCUCACGGCGCAGGCGAUCAAUGACCGGACCCAGCUGCUGCGGAAACCACUGUCCUCCUUCAAGGGUGGAUUUCGCUUGCAUGAAGUGGUUAUCCUUGCAGGCAAGUCGUGGGAGAGCUCCCGUCUGGCUGAGGAGAUCUCUGACCUGGCGGGACGAUUUUGCGACAAGGUCACGGUACUCGAGGAGCUCCCGACCGACGACGACGAGAUCUCACCCAUGGCGACCUUCAUUUCGCUGCUGGAUCUGAGUGAACCCGUGUUCGAGGAAAUGAGCGAGGAGAAGAUAGAGGGACUGAAGUGCCUGUUCGAGUUGUCCAAGAAUAUCCUCUGGGUUACACACAACGCUCGGGCGGGGAGCCCGUAUCAUUACGCUAGCAUUGGAUUCGGACGCUCGAUCGCGUACGAGAUGCCUCAUUUGAUGUUGCAGUUCCUGGAUCUGGAUGAGGUAGAGGAUGUCGUCGCGAGCUCGCGGGUGAUCACGGAGAGCGUCGUGCGUCUGGCGGCGCUGGUCGAGUGGGAGGACAAGGAGAUGCUUUGGUCCCUGGAACCUGAGUUGUACGUUGAGAAGGGUCAGGUCCUGGUGCCCCGAAUCCGGCCCAACGAUGAGCAGAACGCUCGAAUCAACUCGCUUCGACGCCCAGUAAGCGAGGUUGUUGAUCCUCGUCAAGGUACGGUGCGGGUUGUCCCUCAGGCUGGUGACGGGGCGUCCUUGGUUUUGCGGAAGGAGCCUUGGGAUAGUAGUCCCCUGGCCGUGCAGAUAAGACAGUCCACUUUGCAUGCUCUCGCUGUUACAGGUGAAUCAAUGUUGUUUGUCGGCAUUGGCACCAAGGAGACAACAGGCGAAACGGUCAUUGCCUUGUCUGGCACGAAUGCCUCUCGCAGCGUUCCCUUGGUCUCCCUUCCUAUUGAUAUUGCUGAUCUGGACCAGAGCGCUGGGCUUCUAGCUUCCACGGCCAAUCAUCUUCUCGCGGCAUCAAUUCUGACUUCCAUCCCCACCAACGGCCAUCUGCUCUUGCAUGAACCGUGCCCUGAUGGCUCAUUGGCUUCAGCCUUGGCUUCCCAGGCUGCGGAGAAGAACGUCCGGGUGACUUUCAGUACCAACAGUGCUACCACCGGAGACGCGACGUGGAUCAAGCUGAACCCCUGGACACCGGAGCAUUUGCUCAAGCAGCAAUUGCCAGCGGGACUAACCCAUUUCAUGGACCUCGCGUCUCCGGGGAGUCAGGUCAGGAAGUACCUGCCUUUGGGAUGCAGGCCCAUCAGCGUGCAUGAUCUGGCUCGUGCUCAAGCUACCAAUCAUUCUCCCGGUGACGACAGAACUGCUCUUCUUGAGUCCCUCAAGGGAGCGGUCAGUAGGGCAAUAACAGCUACUGCGACAACAGCCUCGGGGUCCACAGCCCAGACAGCCGUUUUCCCUAGUCAGAUCAGAGACCUAAAGCUUCCGUUCUCUCCCGCCAGCAUCAUCGACUGGACAGUCGAGGCCACUGUACCAGCUGAGGUGCGCCCUCUCGAAGCGACCCGCUACUUCUCGCGAGAUCGGACGUACCUUCUGGUUGGUUUAGCCGGCCAGCUGGGUCAGUCGAUCUGCGAGUGGAUGGCUCGCCAUGGGGCUGGCACGGUCUGCUUGACCAGCCGGAGUGCGAAGGCCGACCCGGAGUGGCAGGCAGCCAUGCAGAAGCUCGGCACGAUGGUUCGAUUUGACGUUCUGGAUGUAACGAAGAGGGAGCAGGUAGAAAAACUUGUCUCCGAGCUCGGCACCACUUGUUCCCCGAUCGCAGGCGUCAUCAACGGUGCAGCAGUCUUCAAUGACAUGCUCUUCUCGGAGAUGUCCCUCGAGGUGAUGGAGCGUGUCACGCAGCCGAAGAUUAUCGGGACCAAGAAUCUGAACGAGGUCUUCGGGACCACACCGCUGGAUUUCUUCGUCGUGCUCUCCUCACUCACCUCGGUGAUCGGCAACAGCGGCCAAACCAACUACACUGCCGCCAACGCGUACAUGACGGGCCUUGUUGGCGAGCGACGGAGCCGGGGACUAACCGGAUCAUCGCUGGAGAUUGGCCGGGUGGCGGGGAUUGGGUAUAUGGAACGGGCAGGCGACAUUGCGCGCGAGCAGCUGAUUCGCUUCGGAUUCAUGGCGAUCUCGGAGACAGAUCUUCAUCAAUUGCUAGCUGAAGCAAUCCAUGCUGGAGCGCCAAGCUCUGCUCUGGCGCCGGUAGUCACCACGGGAUGUCGGACAGCACGCGACGACGAGGAGGUUCCCGUGGCCUGGUUCCACGACCCGCGGUUUUCGCAUAAGGUGAUCGAGGCCCGUGAACAAGGCGCUGUGAGUGAGGGCAAGAAGAGCGCCCUCCCAGUUCAGGAGCAGUUAGCGCAGGCGACGAGCAAGGAUGAGGCGUUCAAGGUCCUCAAGGACUGCUUCGCGGCCAAGUUGGCGAUGAUCUCGCGACUGAGCGAUGAUCAGGUCGGCCACAACAUUCCGCUGGUGGAACUGGGGAUUGACUCCUUGGUUGCGGUCGAGGUUCGGGGUUGGUUCCUCAAGGAGCUCAAGACUGAUAUGCCUGUUCUUAAGGUGCUGGGAGGGGGCUCAGUGGCCGACCUGUGUCAGCAGGCUUUGGAGAAGCUCCCGGAGACUCUGCUGCCAAACCUAGGGGGGUCUGUUGCUGCAUCCCCUGCGACAGUGUCGAAGCCAGCAGCCGCCCCUCCUGCACCUAAGAGCGAAGACUCUAGUGCCUCGUCCGCGGGGCCCUCGUCAGGAAGUCGAUCUCCUUUGGAGACCCCGUCCACACCCCCAGUGGGAGAGGAGGCAAAGCAAGUCAAUCUGUCGGAGGCAGCGGAGAGAGCGGCCAAGUUCCAGGAGGGAAAGCAACCCGAUUCUCCCGCGUAUGUGAAGAGCGAACUCGUAUCGUUUGCCCAGUCGCGCUUCUGGUUCCUGCGUCUGCUCAUUGAAGACCAGACAACCUUCAACGUCUGUUUCUAUUAUCGUAUCACUGGCAACCUCCGCGUAGGAGACCUCGAACGUGCCGUGCGUCUCGUCACCAACCGCCACGAAUCCCUCCGAACGUGCUUUGUGGCCGAUGAAAAGGAAGCGGAUCUCGCGCAUCAGAAGGUCCUCCGUCAAUCGGUGGUCCGGUUGGAGCGAAAGAAGAUUGAUCGGCUUGAAGAAUUGCACGCGGAGUAUGCUGCAAUGAAGACCAUCCCCUUCGACAUCGCCAGCGGGAAGACACUGCGUCUCAUCCUCUUAACCCUGUCACCCACGGAGAACUACCUUCUCUUCAACUACCAUCACAUCCUCAUGGACGGUGUCAGUCUUCAGAACUUCUUGUCGGAUCUGGAGAAGGCAUACCAACGUCAGCCUCUUGGACCGCCGCCUCGCCAGCUGCCAGAUUUCUCUCGGAGCCAACGGGCUGCAUUCCAGCAGGGCAAGAUGAACGAGGAGGUCAUCUACUGGCGCCAGCAAUUCCCUGACGGCCACCACCCGGUCUUGCCGCUGCUGCCUGUGGCCAAGGUGAACACACGUGCGCCAAUGAAAGCCUUCAAUGUGAACCAGGUCCAGUACCGCCUGUCAAAAACCCUAGUGAACCAAGUCAAGGAGCGCGCCAAAGCCCAUCGAUCUACAACCUUCCAUUUCUACCUAGCUGUCUUCCGGGCGAUGCUCUUCCGCUUCACCGAGGCAAAAGACCUGACCAUCGGAAUUGCCGAUGCCAACCGCAAUGACAGUGAUGUUAUGGGCACCAUCGGUCUCCUUUUGAACCUUCUUACCCUACGGUUCGAAAACGAGUCAACCCAGUCCUUCGGAGACUGCCUCGCAGAAUCUCGGGACAAGGCCUACGAGGCGCUGCAUCAUUCCCGCGUCCCGUUCGAUGUGCUUCUGAAGGAGCUCAACGUGCCCCGUUCGGCGUCGUACAGCCCGUUCUUCCAGGCCUUCUUUGACUAUCGCCAAGGCCACCAGGAGAAGCAGCAGUUUGGAAACACGGAACUGGAAAUGGUGGAGCUUCAUCCGGGACGGACGGCGUAUGACAUGACUCUGAAUAUCACGGAUAGCUCUGACAGUGCGCUCAUCCUCUUCCGGACUCAGGCCGGACUGUAUGAUCCGACGGCUACCCAGUUAUUGCUCGAUACAUAUGUCCAUCUUUUGGAAACCUUUGCUGAGAACACAUCCUUGGCUCUGGGAAAUGUGUCUUUGUUCAGUGACGAGCAACGGAAACGCGCAGUGGAUGUUGGACGCGGGCUGGAUCUCAAAUCAGCAUGGCCGGAAACUCUCCCCCUUCGCAUUGACCAGAUUGCUGCUACAAACAGGGACCAGAUUGCUCUCAAGGAUGGCCACGGACGGAUACUAACCUACGCCGUCAUGAUUAACCGCAUCGAGGCCAUCGCCGAGGAACUGCAGAAUUCGGGCGUUCAGGAAGGUCAUCGGGUCCUCGUAUUCGAAGACGCCACGGCAGACUGGCCCUGCUCAAUGCUUGCCAUAAUGCGCCUGGGGGCCGUCUACGUUCCGCUGGAUCUGCGAAACCCUCUGCCGCGUCUGGCUGAUGUCGCCGCCAACUGCGAACCAGCCGCCAUCCUGGUGGACAACACCACGGCCAAGGAUAUUGACCAGGUGAAUGUAACCCAGGCUAAGGUUGUCAAUGUUUCGCACGCCAGUGUGAAGCCCAACAAACGAGUACCCAAUGUUUCGCGCGGUGAUGCGGUGGCCGCCAUCUUGUACACGAGUGGAUCAACCGGUAAACCCAAGGGAAUUGUGGUCAAACAUUCCGGUCUGCGCAACGAGAUUGAGGGCUACACGACCCAGUGGGGCCUACGCGCCGAACGCGCCCUACAGCAAAGCGCCUUCACCUUCAACCAUUCCUCGGAUCAGAUCUAUACGGGCCUGACCAACGGUGGGACUGUGUACAUCGUACCGUGGAGCAAGCGGGGAGAUCCGAUUGAAGUCAGCCAAAUCAUCCAAGAAGAAGGCAUCACUUACACCAAGGCCACCCCAGCAGAAUACGCCUUGUGGCUGGACUAUGGGAACGCCAACCUGCGCAAAGCAACAAACUGGCGCUUUGGCUUUGGAGGGGGUGAAUCGCUGACCCCAGCGCUUCUGCAGCAACUCGCGGCACUGGGCCUGCCGCAACUGCGCUUCUUCAACUCGUAUGGGCCCACGGAGAUCUCCAUCUCAUCCACUAAGAUGGAAAUCGCGUACCGAGAGAAACAGCCUGAAGGUCGCAUUCCGUGUGGAUAUUCGCUGCCGAACUAUGCAGCUUACAUCCUGGAUGAGCAGCAAAACCCCCUCCCCGUUGGCAUGCCUGGAGAGCUGUGGAUUGGCGGUGCAGGAGUGUCGCUGGGGUAUCUGAACAAUCCCGAGCUGACCGACUAUCACUUCUACCCAGAUCCAUAUGCCACCACGGAGUAUCUCGCUCAGGGCUGGACACGGAUGUAUCGGACCGGCGACAUUGCGCACUUGCAGGCUGACGGAGCCAUGGUGUUCCACAGCCGAGUCGCCGGUGACGCACAAGUCAAGAUCCGCGGACUGCGCAUUGAGCUCGGUGACAUCGAAAGCAACAUCGUGAAGGCCUCCGACGGGGCUUUGCGUGAAGCGGUAGUGACUCUUCGCGAUGGCGAUCCUCCUCUGCUGGUGGCUCAUGUCGUCUUUGCCCCGAACCAUAACAUCACUGACACGGAGGCAUUCCUCGACCAUCUCUUGCAGCAUCUGCCCGUCCCGCAGUACAUGGUUCCUGUCAUGGCCAUUCCCCUGGACCGCAUGCCGUUGAGUAACCAUUCCAAGGUUGACCGGAAGGCCCUCAAAGCACUCCCUCUGCCGCGGCGCACCGUGUCCUCUGAUGCAGUGGAUGUCCUCAGCGAGACAAUGCUCCAACUGCGUCGCGUAUGGGAAGAGGUCCUCCACACGGAGGAACUCGGCCUGCAGAUUGUCCCAUCGACCAGCUUCUUCACCAUCGGGGGAAACUCCCUUCUCGUCGUCCGCCUACAAUCCCGCAUCCGACACCUGUUCAACGUGACGGUGCGGCUGGUCGACCUCCUCGAAGCCAGCAGUCUCAGCGCCAUGGCCAAACUGAUCGAAGAAAGCACUACAGUCAACGCAAUCGACUGGAAGCACGAAACCGCACUUCCAGCCGAUGCGACGGCACUCUCUCGCUCCAUUACCUCCGCCCAACACCCCCUCAAAUCCACCGGCUGCGUGAUCCUCGUCACCGGCGCCGCAGGCUUCCUGGGCAAGCAUAUCCUCACCGAACUGAUCUCCCGACCCCACAUCCGGCAAAUCCAUUGUAUUGGCCUCCGCGAAAAGACCCCCGGCACAGCGCGAACCCUCGCCGUGUCCUCCGAGAAGAUCAUCACACAUGCAGGGGACCUCUCCGAUCCAAACCUCGGCCUGUCCGAAUCCACCUUCACCACGUUGGCCCAAGAAGUCGACUCCAUCUUGCACAUGGGCGCCGUCCGCUCCUUCUGGGAUAACUACCACCUGCUACGUGCGAGUAACGUCCUCCCUACCCGGGAACUCGUCAAACUCGCUGCUCCGCGCCAGAUCCCGAUUCACUAUAUCUCUACGGCGGGCGUCCUCCCCGCCAAUGCAGCAGGGACAGAUAGUCUGGUCGCGCAAUCCGUCGCCACCCAUCCGCCCCCGAGCGACGGAUCUCAGGGAUACAUUGCCAGCCGUUGGGUCUGCGAACAACUGCUCCACGCCGCCACAACCCAGCUGCAUAUCCCAACCACCAUCCACCGCUUCGUUCCCGCUCGAUCAUCUCCAGAAGAAUCUACUGUCCCCGCCCUGCAGCACUUCCUCACCUUCAUCGACACCCUCGCCCUGAAACCAGACUUUAGCGGCACGAAGGGUCAUUUCGAGAUGAUUCCCGUGCAUCGCGCAGCGGACUCUCUGGCUAGUGCCUUGAUCCAGGAACCCGCUGCGGACAAGAACGUGGCCCCUCGCUUCGUGCACCAUGAGUGUCCCGUGCGGAUCGACAUUGGGGAGAUGGAACGGUUCAUGGAGCAGGAGAGGGGAGACACCCCGCUGCCGACGAUCCCAUUGCUCAAGUGGAUUGGACAGAUGAAGCGCAACGGGUUGGAGUAUUUUGUCACGAGUCAGGUGUUGAUCAUGGGGGAUGGGGAGGGGUUGGAAUCCCGACGGUAG
Molecule: messenger RNA, 11826 nt
Organism: Aspergillus welwitschiae
Lineage: Eukaryota; Fungi; Ascomycota; Eurotiomycetes; Eurotiales; Aspergillaceae
Exons: 6
Coding region: 1-11826 (3941 amino acids)
Biological process (GO): fatty acid biosynthetic process; secondary metabolite biosynthetic process
Molecular function (GO): 3-oxoacyl-[acyl-carrier-protein] synthase activity; fatty acid synthase activity; phosphopantetheine binding
Source: RefSeq, a predicted model, not a curated record